This is a messenger RNA of Ylistrum balloti, 1333 nucleotides long. RefSeq names its product glycerol-3-phosphate phosphatase-like. The transcript has a single exon. Gene Ontology annotation, molecular function: phosphatase activity. NCBI's taxonomy places the organism in Eukaryota, Metazoa, Mollusca, Bivalvia, Pectinida, Pectinidae. Gene Ontology annotation, cellular component: cytoplasm. The record is from RefSeq and is a predicted model, not a curated record. Bases 88 to 1128 code for a protein of 346 amino acids.
GCCACAUCAGUUUCUUUGCAGCACUCUCUGUUUUGGAUUGGUAACAUUGUGAUAAACUAACAGUGGUGAGUCCAGUUCGUCUUGGAUAUGAAGCUCCGGAUGACCCCGAGGUCACCCCUAUUAAGGAUGUGCUGGGAUUUUACGGCACAGUGCAAGAUAUGGACUGGACUUCAUGCAAAUAAGAAUGAUGCACGUCAAAAUCCGUUCCAAAUUCGCCCACAUGGAACGGACACGUCAAUUAUCCGCCCUCUGACUCUCAACAAUGUAGAAAAGUUCCUUCAGACAUACGAUACUUUCAUGUUGGAUUGUGACGGGACACUGUAUGGUACGGAUCAUGUGAGCAGUAUACCAAAUGUGCCGGAGGCAAUAUCUAAAUUACGGAAUAUCGGCAAGCAUCUGUUAUAUGUGACAAAUAACAGUAUGCAUUCAAACGAAAGAUAUGUCAAUAAAUUCAGAGAAGUUGGAUUUGAAGCACAUGAAUCCGAUAUUUUUGGUGUGGCAAAUGCAGCUGCAGUGUAUUUGCGAGACAUUGCUAAUAUUGAUGGAAAGGUAUACCUUGUUGGCGGGCAGGGUAUGAAACAAGAACUAGACAAACACCAUCUUGUGAAUUUCGGAGUUGGACCAGAUCCAGACCAGGCAUCCUGGGACCCAAAGCAAUUACUUCAGAUGGAAUUUAGAGACAAUGUAGAAGCAGUAUUAGUUGGUUUUGAUGAACACUUUCACUACAAUAAGAUCUAUAAAGCUGUGAGCUAUCUUUGUAAUCCAAAUUGUCUCUUUGUAGCCACCAAUAUAGUGGAAACAAAUGUUAAGAUAGGAGAGGGACGCAUGCAGCCCACCACAGGUGCCUUGAUACAGGCAAUAUCUGUACCAGCAAAACGUGAACCAUUAGUGAUCGGUAAGCCAGGCACACUUUUACUUGAUUGUAUCAGACAUAAGCAUCCCAGUAUCGACCUCAAACGAACAGUGUUCAUUGGUGAUGGCCUCCGAUCUGACAUUGCUUUCGCAAACAACAUUGGUGUUGACUCUGUCCUGGUGCUCACAGGGUCUGGAGCCCUAGACAAAAUAGAUAGCCCAGAGGUCACACCGACAUAUGUAAUGGACUCUUUUGAACUGUUUGCAAACAUAUGAUUAAGUAUGUUUCAAGAGUUAUGCAAUAAUGCUGAAUUUUGUGUUCCUUCAAAAGUCACCACAAUUGGUACUGACAUGCAUGCAGACGUAUUGAAAAAAAUUCCCAAAAAACCGAAAUUAAAGAUAUUAAUAAAAAAAAGAUAGAAAAUAAAAACAUGGAUAUUUGAAUAAACUCUAUGAAAAUCAAUGGAAUCAUUUACAUAUA